CUAGCUCUCGAAAACUCGAGCAACAAUGAUGUCAUCGGCGCUAGGAAAGUACAAGCUACUGCUGCAGUAACAAAUAAUCAUGUAGCUAAGUGCUAUUACUGUGGCGUUGCUGCCCCAGCUUGAGGACCAGCACAAUGAGCUCAGCGAUCCCGCGACACCCCGACUCGUUCACACGCAGUUUGGUUAUUUGGUUGCAGGAAAAGUCCCCGUACAGUCUCCCCAUGAACUUCAGAGUACCCCUGUUUCUUUGUUUUGUCAAGAAUGUAAAACAGACUUAAAUUCUAAUGUUAUUCAGUUCUGGAAAUCUGAGGCUGUACCAGAAAUAUAUCCUGAGCACCCCACGUCUGAACAAAAAUAUUGUGAGGAAUAUUUUAAUGAAACGGUUCAACUUGUUGACAAUAAAUUUGAAGUCUCAAUGCCUUUAAAGAUUCCAAUUUACGAUGUAAACAAUACUUUAGGGAAUUCUCUAGUUCUCGCUAUGCGCAGAUUUUUGAAUUUAGAGAAAAGGCUCCAUAAAGAUGAAGCUUUGUUCAAAGAAUAUCAAAGUUUUAUUCAUGAAUACAUAGACCUUGGCCAUGCCAGCUAUGUCGAUAUUUCUAGUUACGAUUUUAACAAAGAUGCGGUAUACUUUAUGCCACAUCACCCUGUCAUACGUGAAAAUGCAGUUAGUACUCGUUUACGUACAGUAUUUGACGAAUCUAUGAAAACAACAAAUAAAAUUUCUCUGAAUGAUAUUAUGUUGAAUGGCCCUGUGGUCCAAAACGAAUUAUUCGACACUCUAUUGUUGUUCAGACUAAAUAAAUAUUUUUUCGCUUGCGAUAUUAGGCGUAUGUUUAGAAAUGUUUUAAUAGAAAAAAGUCAGAGGUCACUCCAAAAUAUAUUAUGGAGAGAUGACCCCCAUGAAUCCAUAAAAUGUUUACAAUUAAACACUAUUACUUAUGGCUUAAAAAACUCAUCUUUUUUAGCAACAAGGUGCUUAAAUGAGUUAGCUUAUAGAUCUAAAAAUGAAUAUCCUUUGGCUGUCCCAGUAAUUCUAAAUGCAACAUAUGUUGAUGACAUAUUGUAUACUCAUAAUGAUUUAAAUGUAAUAAUAGAAACAAAAAGUCAACUUUCACAAUUGUUAUCUAAAGGUAGUUUCUUCUUGCAUAAAUGGUCAGCCAACGAUUCCAGUAUUUUACAGGAUAUUCCGAAGGAACAGAGGUAUUCUGGAGAAAUUAACAUGCAAAAAGAUGUUAAAACGUUAGGGUUGAAUUUUGACGUCAAUUCAGACACUUUUAAAUUUUCCCCCCCGCCUAAGCAAUCUGUCAAGACCAAAAGAGAAAUCUUAAGUUUUAUCAGUAAAUUUUAUGACCCUCUUGGACUGAUUGGACCAAUCUUUGUGCAAGCCAAACAUAUUAUGCAAAAGCUAUGGCUGUCCAAAACAGACUGGGAUUCUAUUCCUCCGCCAGAAUUAAAUAAUAAAUGGCAAUCACUUUAUAAUGACUUAACUAACAUGUCAAGUAUUCAUAUUGAAAGGAAUACAAUGUGUAAAAGUGAACAUCAAACAUUUCAAUUAAUAGGAUUUUCAGACGCAUCCAAUGUGGCAUAUGGUUGUGCAAUUUAUGUGAGAACUAUUGACAUGCAAGGUAAAGUUCAAAUGUCACUAUUAUGCUCUAAGUCACGCAUAAAUCCCAUUGCACCUAAACAGUUAACCAUCCCACGUUUAGAAUUAAACGCUGCGCUUUUACUUGCCAAGUUAGCUUCAAAAGUAUACAAUACUAUUAGUCAGAAACAGAUAGUAAAUGAAGUUCACCUUUACACAGAUUCACAAGUCGUAUUGGCGUGGUUGAAGACCGAUCCAAUCAAAUUAAAAUCUUAUAUUGCGAAUAGAACAAAAUUAAUUACUGAAUGUACUAAUAACUUUAAUUGAUCCUAUAUACAGACAGAUAAAAAUCCUGCAGAUUGCUUGAGCAGAGGAACAAGUCCCUGCGACUUACCAAAUCACCACUUAUGGUGGUCAGGGCCUAAGGAAAUGUCAGAUUGUAAUUAUAAAUUUAAAAAUUGUACUUACCAAUUACCCGAGGACAUUCCUGAAAUUAAAUGUUCACAGAACGAGGCGGUCUGUGCGGCGGUAUCGCUGAGCUCAAAUGGGUCGUCAUUCCUUGAUAAUUUUAUUCACAAAUAUUCUGAUAUUAACAGAAUGAAACGUGUACUUGCAUAUGUCAUUAGAUUUUGUAAUAAUUCUAAACCUAACUCGGCCAAAAUUAAAGAAAACUUUGUUUCCUUUGCUGAGACUAACAAUGCAUUAUCUCUGCUUAUAAAGCACGAACAGCUCAAGUAUUUUUCUAAAGAUUUAAAUGCUUUGCAAAACAGUAUGCAAGUACAAGCUUCUUUAAGAGGGCUUAACCCGUUUAUAGAUGCUCACGGUCUUCUCCGGGUAGGAGGUAGACUGCAACAUUCUGGUUUGCCAUAUAACCAAAUGCAUCAAAUUAUAUUACCUAGGCAAUCUCUAAUUACUUGUAUGAUAAUUGAAAAUGAACAUAACAAGCUUUUGCACGCAAGUCAAAAAUUAAUUUUGUCUAGUUUAAACCAACGUUAUUGGAUUGUCAAUGCUUUACGCUUAAUUAAGAGUGUAAUAUUUAAAUGUAUUACAGAAUAGACCAAAAUGGAAAGAUAACAUGCCAAAUGUAAAGAUAGGCGAUCUUGUCAUUCUGAAAGAAUUGGACACACCCCCCAUGACGUGGCCAAUGGCUAGAGUCACAAAGGUAUUUCCAGGUAGUGAUGGAAAAAUAAGAGCCAUGGAAGUUAAAAAAGCAAAUGGUAAUUAUCACAAAACUUCUAUAACUAAAGUUUGCAUAUUGCCUUUAAAUUAAAUACCUAACAAUUUAAGUAAGUUGUUAUCAGGCUCAGUCUAACUACCUAUUAUUAUUAUUACCUGUGUAUAAGGUUGUCCAGUUCUCGUAGGCCUAGAUGCUUCUCAGGUAACCUAAUUGUGCCUGAGAGGAUGCCAAGAGACUUAGGCUAAGUUAAUUAAUAAGUUUAAUUAAGUUGAAUUGUAAAACUAUUCAUUUUCCUAACUAAAUUAUAGUUAUGUCACUAAGACUGGUUACUUACCAAUUUACGUUUGUAAAAGGAACAAUUCCUAAGUUAUAUAUAAGAGUAAAUAAUCGAAUAAUAGCUAUAAGAGCAAAUAAUUGAUUUCACUAUUACUAGCUGCCUAUGUAACAAGUUCAUAAACUUAAAAUUUAAUUUACUUUACUUAAUUAUAAAUGUAAAAAAUAAAUACUAGAUACUUACAUAGGUACUUACCAGUAAUACUUACCUCAGUGGUUGUAUAACAUAAAAGUUAAAAAGGUUAAGUGAAAAACAAAAAAAAAAUAAUUGUAGUUAUGUUUAUUGUAAAAUUACAGUAACUUAUAUACUAGUAAACCAUACUUACAUAAUUGUACUUACCUUCCAAACUUAAGCUAGAUAAAUUAAAAGUACUUAUCUUCUAAACUUAACCUACUUAAACUAAAACUAUAAAUAGAUAAUAUUAUAAAUAAUAAGUUGAAUGUGUAAUUGUAAUAGAUAGUUCAAACUAUUCUUCAUAGCACUGACAAAUGCAAAAGUUAUCGCACACAUUUGAAUCAGUUACCUAUUAAUUAUAUACUUACAGUCCAUUAUCGAAGCAUUAUCUUUUGCCUUGUUGGGAGUUAUGUUGAAAACAUAUAAAUAUAUUUAAGAUUUGUAUUUUAAAUAUGGAAACACUUUUGUAAUUACAUUCAUUCGCGGAGCUUUCGUUCUUCCCUUCUCUCAAUACAACACAAGACAAGA
Messenger RNA from Pectinophora gossypiella (pink bollworm), 3795 nucleotides. RefSeq lists its product as uncharacterized. The record is from RefSeq and is a predicted model, not a curated record. NCBI's taxonomy places the organism in Eukaryota, Metazoa, Arthropoda, Insecta, Lepidoptera, Gelechiidae. Bases 416 to 1909 code for a protein of 497 amino acids. The transcript is spliced from 2 exons.